UCUCUCUCUCUCUCUCUCUCUCUUAUUCUUACAUCUCUAGACCUAUCUAAAAUUAAUUCGCAAAAUAUUCAUCUCCACGUUAAUUUGAGUUUAUUUUCCUAAAACAUGGAAAGCUUGAUAUUCUAUAUUGGAGUCAUAGGCAAUGUAAUCUCUGUGUUCAUGUUCCUCUCCCCUGUUGGGACUUUCUGGAGAAUCAUAAAGCACAGAUCGACUGAGGACUUUGAGAGCCUUCCCUACGUCUGCACGUUGCUGAGCUCAUCUUUGUGGACUUACUAUGGAAUCAUAAAGCCUGGAGCAUACCUUGUUGCCACUGUCAAUGGCUUUGGGAUCGUAGUAGAAAUCAUCUAUGUAUCUUUAUUCCUUAUUUACGCACCAGUAAAGAUGAGGAAUAAGACUGCCAUUCUUGCUGGGAUCUUGGAUAUGGGGGUUCUAGCGGCAGUGAUUCUAGCUACCCGGCUGGCUCUCCAUGGAGAAGUACGGAUCGAUGCCAUAGGGUUCAUGUGUGCUGGCCUCAACAUCAUUAUGUAUGGUUCACCUCUAGCUGCCAUGAAAACAGUGGUGACAACAAAGAGUGUGGAGUACAUGCCAUUUUUCCUCUCAUUUUUCUUCUUUUUGAAUGGAGGGAUUUGGACUUUCUAUGCCAUACUUACACAAGAUUACUUUCUUGGGGUACCAAAUGGAGCAGGGUUUUUGCUUGGAAUAGCACAACUAGUGCUCUAUGUAAUUUACAUGAAUGCUAAGCCAUCCAGCAAUGUUUCUGAAAGACUGGAAGAGGGAUGGGAACAAGAAAGUCUCAUCUCAUCCUCAAAUUAUUCUAAUUAAAUUAAAUGAAGGUUUUGAGAUCACAUGACUAUAGAUCUUUCAUUCUUUCUAGAAGAUUUGAGGUUGUUGCUUCCAUAAACCUAUAUACCUAUAUAUUAGUAAGUUCAUUCAUUGACCGCAAAUUAAAGAUAUUUUCUUAAGAGGUUAA
Messenger RNA from Populus euphratica (Euphrates poplar), 970 nucleotides. RefSeq names its product Nodulin MtN3 family protein (gene SWEET17). Gene Ontology annotation, cellular component: membrane. Gene Ontology annotation, biological process: carbohydrate transport. NCBI's taxonomy places the organism in Eukaryota, Viridiplantae, Streptophyta, Magnoliopsida, Malpighiales, Salicaceae. The transcript is spliced from 6 exons. The coding region runs from base 106 to 822 and encodes 238 amino acids. Gene Ontology annotation, molecular function: sugar transmembrane transporter activity. The record is from RefSeq and is a predicted model, not a curated record.